This is a messenger RNA of Dreissena polymorpha, 1647 nucleotides long. RefSeq lists its product as uncharacterized. Bases 1 to 636 code for a protein of 211 amino acids. Lineage: Eukaryota; Metazoa; Mollusca; Bivalvia; Myida; Dreissenidae. The record is from RefSeq and is a predicted model, not a curated record. The transcript is spliced from 4 exons.
AUGAAGGCAGGGGCAGCUGCUGAUGAAGACUCUGAUGACGAGCCCGAGAAGGCGCUGACACAGGACCAGCCUGACAAUGAGAUAAUACCACCCGGUGAUGACCAACAUGAGGAGGGCCGUGCUACUGCUGGUGCUGAAGACUCUGAACCGGACGAUGGCCUCAAGGCCCUCCUGCUCUACAAUGACACUCAGGAGCAACUCAUCGAGUGGGUCCGGGAGCACGAACUUUUGUGGAGGAAGGGGGCCACCGAUUACAAGGAUACAAAGAAGAAGACGGAACUUUGGACCAGGAAGGCAAGAGAGCUGAACAUUGAGGAGGGAGCUGAAGUUCUCAGGACAUGGUGGAAGUCAGUCCGGAACCUCUACGCUAAGCUUAUCUGCAAGAAGUCUUGCCAGGCUGCAGCGAACUUGACGGACAGAGAACUGUUUAUCCAGAGGAACUGCGCCUGCCUGCACAAGGAGGUCAAGCCCAGGAAAGGCCAGCCACUUAGAAACAUACUUCUCACACAGGAAACUUUAGCAAACCAGCCUCCAAAAGCCCAGCCCUCGGCGUCGACCAGCAUCUCUCGCCAGCCUUCCCACGACGUCGAGGAACAUGAAAAAGACGAGGGUUCCCUCUCACUCAUUGAAACUUAAGCGGCACUCAUGAGGUCCCAGGGCACCCCACCUCCACUAGCUCUCUCCUCCACCACCACCAGACCACGCCGUGCCGCCACCAGAGCCGAGCCUGAAGACGCCCCUGCGAUGCUGGAGAUGAGAGAUAGUAUGAAGGCUACCAACGCCCUCCUGGAGAGACUGGUUCAAGUCCAGGAGAUCAGCCAUGCAUGACAGCCCUUCAUCACGUACAUGUCCCAGUUUCUCCAACAACUACAUGAGGCCCAGUACCAGCUCACAGUAGAGAGAAUGACAGCCAUCCUCCACGAGAUGCAGCGAUCCAUCCCCCACCCCAUCCCUCCAGCUCAACCACCUCCAGCAUCAGUACCUUUACCCACACUCACCUUCUUCCAGCAGCGGCCGCAUUGCUACCAGCCCCAGACCCAGGCUAUUUUUUAGAGUCUACCUCUUUGACUAAAAUUAUUAAAAAGACAGCUUACUACAGGCUUAACGACUUACAAUACCCCAUAGUACUGAAAUCAUUGAAAACAAUAGAGCAUUUGCUCCUUAUUGGAGCAAAUGUUUUAUUUAUUUCAAUGGCUUCAGAAAUUGAAAUUUUUAGAGGUGCGGAAAGGCGCUACUGGGGCUAAAUGGAUUAAACAAAAAGUGCUUUUAUUAAUGUAAUAUGACAUCAAUAAUGAAUCGUAUCACAAGUUACUUUAUUAUUAAAUCUCAUAACUUUCAAACAAACACAAGUACAAUUUGUUCAUUGCAUGUCCAAAACCGGGGCACCAUAAACGUUUGAGUUCCUUUAACAAUGACAAAUAACAUUUACAACAAAGUAAUCAAUAUAUUACAUGUAUAUGGACAAUGCACAAGUGUAUCCUCAGUGUUGUGCGCAGUGUUCAGUUGAUAGCCACCAUUCUUUCCUGCCAGUCCACUGAUCCUGUAGGGGAGUUGCACCAAUGCUUGAGUAGAUUACGCUGCCUCUUCCUAUGGAACGCCAUUACUGACUUCAUAUGACUGUUGUCGUUGUUUGCAGUGCAUUAAUCA